AUGUCGCGGAGUCGGUUUUUGGCGGCGCGUCGGCGCGCGUCGUGCUUGUUUGUGCUCUGCUCUUCACUGCUUCUCGCUCAGCUUUCUGCGCGGUUUCGGACUCUGCUUCUUCUCCAUGCCGCGCCUCCCUUGUCGCCGGCCGUCCGCGGCGCGGGCGAGGAGGCGGCAGCUCGCCCGCGCCCGACUUUCGGGCCUUUCGCCGCGGACGGCGGCUCAGGCGUUUCGGCCUGGAGGCGCGUCGGCGCCGAGUUCAACGGCGUGCUGGUCUUGACCGACAUCGACGACACGCUGUGGUCAUCGGGGAACUGGCGGCUCGCCGGCAAGUCGCUCGGCGGCAUCGACGGAGACCUCUCGCGAGGACAAACGUACCCAGGCAUCGGGGCGCUCUACUUUCUCCUCUCCUCGGGCCCCCACGUGACCGCGGCUCCAGUCAACAUGAUGCUGCCGACGUGUCCAACGCGCUUAGCGUCGCCGCUCUGGGAGACUUGCCCCGUGACGGACUACCGCUCGUGGGUAUUGCGCACGCUGGCGGCCGCGUCUGCGACUUCGGCGUCGUCGCCCUUCGCGCUGUCUGCCCCCCCCGCGUCGCCGCCGCCUCCGCCGCCUGUCGACGACGAUAAGCCGCCUCCGCCGCCCGUCGACGACGGUAAGCCGCCGCCUCCGCCGCCCGUUGACGACGAUAAGCCGCCGCCUCCGCCGCGCGUCGUCGACGAUAACCCGCCGCCUCCGCCGCGCGUCGACGACGAUAAGCCGCCCCUUCCGCCGCGCGUCGGCCUGCUCACCGCGCGGGCGUCGACGUCGGCGAUGCGAACUUUCACCCGCCCAGCGUCUUUCUACGGCGCCGUGGAGACGGCGCUGAUUCACGGCGCGCGACAGGUCUACGGCCCUGGCGUCGAGGGCUGGGGCCGUGUCCGCUUCGAGAACAGCAUGGAGCUCUUCCGCGACGUGAUCGGCGGGCAGCACUCGCGCGGUCGCGGAAAGAUCUCCGGAUUCAAGGAGGCGCUCGCCAGAUUCCCAGACGUCACGCCCAUAUUCUCCGGCGACACCGGCGAGAAGGACGUCGAGGCCGCCGCCGGCAUGGCGCUCUACGCCCAGAACAAACUCGCCGCCGUCUUCGUCCACGUGGUUAUCGGAGCGACGGAAGACGAAGAGGAGGCAGAAUUCGAGGAGGGCCACAAUGUGAGAUUGACCCCGUUUACUCUCAGAUUCAACGGUCGGCGCAUUCCCUCGCUUCGGCUGGUCGCGGACGUGUCUGUUUUGCUGCAUCCGGGAGACCCCCAGCCUACCUCCUUCGCGUCGCUUUCCGACACGCACCUGUAUGCGGCGGGGAUGGGUGUGGCGGGCGUCUUCAAGCCCCUGAUGGUGGCUUACGCGCGCGACGACAGGCGCCAAAGACUGAAGCUCGACGACCCCACGAACCGCCGAGCGAUGCAGGAGGAAGAGACGCUGCUCCGAAAGUACGUGGGGCUGCCGAUCUUCUUCCUCAAGUACGGGCAACUCGACAUCCAGCGACGCUUCGGGCUGAAGCGGCAAACGACUCGAAACCCGCUGCGGAAGCUCUACAAAAAGCUCUCCAGCGGCCUCAAGAAAGGCGUGUCCAAGGUCGUCUCGCUGCAGUGGACUGAGGAAGAAGAACUGCGAGGCUACAUCGAUCUCUCGGACGUGCCUUCCAGCGGGAAUUUUUCUCAAGCGGACGAUCUGGGUGUUCCCUUCAUCCCCUACAGAACAGCGUUGGGGGCGGGCAUCUCUGCGUUUGUUUUGGAGAUGCUGACGCUGCAAGAUUUAGUCAACUUGGCGGUGGCGGCGAUUCGGGACUACCGUUCUCUGGGCCCAGCUGAGGCGUGUGCCCAGAAGGAGGUGCUGGACGAUUUGUUUUUCGACCUGCACUACAUGCAGGAUCUUGCCGGGGAUGCGCUGCGGAGGGCUCGCCUUGAGAACCGCGCGAUUUUCGAGGACGGUGUCGAGGCGAUUCGCACGUUUCGUAGUCAGAGCAAGAAGUUCUGCAUUCCGAUGGGGCCGUCGCUGUCCUGGGCUCUCGGCGAAGACGUCGGAGCGUGCCUCGCGCUCUUCCACGGCCCCACGGCUCCGCAGAGUGCGGCGGGCGCGAGUGGCGCGUAUGCGCGUGGAGCUGUCGAGCUCGCCGCGAUUCUUCCCGCCGUCGCGCCUCUUGCGCGAGCUGCAUGCACCUUCAUGGACCAGAUGAAGUACUGGAAGAGUGCAGGUGGAGAUGAGCUGGAAGUUCUCAGUCUAAAAUUCUCUCUGGCGCUCAAUCAGGCAGUCGAACUUAGCAAUGACGACGACAUCAGCGCCCGCCAGAGCUCGGUCCCCAGUCGCGAAUCCUCUACUAGGGCCGGAGCCGAUCUAAAUGUCCCCGACGCACGUCCCCCGUCUCUCUCGGACUCAGGAUUUUCAUCUUAUCCGCUCGUGCAGGAGGACCCUUCGUUCAAUUCGAGCGCUGUCGCAGCGUCGCCGAUGCCGCUGCUCCGUCCGAGCUCGGGAACAGUCAAUGUAGAUGACAGUUGGUCUCUGUCUCCCGGCCUGCAGUUGGCGGAGCGAAGCGGCUCGUCCUCAGCGGGCUUGGCCAGACCGCGGGCUUCUGCGUCGUCUACAAACGACCGUCGGAGGCCCUUGGAAGGCGCGGGGACGCGAGCGCAGCCGCUUGUGGGUUAUGCCGGUCUUGCGGCGUCGCUGGCUCCCUCGCCCGCAGCGGAGCGCAGGCCUGAGACACUCGCUGUGUCGAAAGCUUCAACUGUAGCCGAUAGCGACCUGGGGGACGACGAGCCUGACGCUUCCUUGUUUGAGCGGAGGUCGCCGACCUCCGUGCCGGUUCGAAACUUCUACAUCGGUGCGACGCCGCCCGACGUCAGCGUGUCGCCGCGAGACUUGAGAGGCGAUAUGGGGGGUAAGGAUCUCUCUCCGGACGCGGCAGCGACCUCGUCACUGUCGCCCAGCGCAGUCGCGUCAAUCAAUGAGUGCCCGUACCCAUCCGUUCGCAAGUUGCUUCUUGUGAUGCGCCCAAUCUGCGAGAAGCAGCAGAAGAACUACGGACUCGCCGCACCCUGCGCUGUCAUGUCGCGCCUUCUGUACGACGACGGCGUGCUGGAUAUCUUCGCCGAGGUCGCCGCGUGGAUGGAGCGAGGCGCAAAGACGCCUCUCUACCUCCCGAAAUUGCAUCUGACUUUGGAUCCUGAGCACUACCGACUCGGUACGCUGAUGAGGAAGGAGAACAGCAGCUUCCGGAAUUUGAGAAGCGUGUUGACACGUGGAAGGGGGCACCACGCGUACAACUUGAUAGAGCUAAAGCGGCGUCACCGGUCCUGCGUGUGCGGCAUCAUGGCUGUCUCCGUGAUCCCCGAGGAGCAGCCGAGAUCCCCGCGUGCCAUAGCUUUCGUGCGUCCUGAUCACGCGGAAUAG
This is a messenger RNA of Besnoitia besnoiti, 3414 nucleotides long. RefSeq lists its product as uncharacterized. The coding region runs from base 1 to 3414 and encodes 1137 amino acids. The record is from RefSeq and is a predicted model, not a curated record. NCBI's taxonomy places the organism in Eukaryota, Apicomplexa, Conoidasida, Eucoccidiorida, Sarcocystidae. The transcript is spliced from 5 exons.